This is a messenger RNA of Nanorana parkeri, 915 nucleotides long. Its product is annotated as olfactory receptor 10A2-like. Gene Ontology annotation, molecular function: G protein-coupled receptor activity; olfactory receptor activity. Bases 145 to 915 code for a protein of 256 amino acids. The record is from RefSeq and is a predicted model, not a curated record. Gene Ontology annotation, biological process: G protein-coupled receptor signaling pathway. Gene Ontology annotation, cellular component: membrane. Lineage: Eukaryota; Metazoa; Chordata; Amphibia; Anura; Dicroglossidae. The transcript has a single exon.
GAAUUUUUCCUUCUUGGGUUUAGCACUCUAGGGAAUCUCCGGAUUUUAUUUUUUGCUUUUUUGCUUAAAGUUCACAUCGUGACUUUAUUGGGAAAUCUUCUCAUUAUAUUCGUCAUAACCAGCACUCGCCACGUUCACACCCCCAUGUACUUGUUCUUAGUUCAUCUGUCCCUCUCUGAUGUGUUUCUUACUAUAAAUAUCGGACCAAAGAUGCUUCAUGUCAUUUUGGCCAAUGGGAGCCUAAUAUCCUACAGCUCAUGCAUCAGUCAGCUGUACUUCUUUGGUGUACCAACAAUUUUUGAGUGUUUUUUCCUCUCGUCUAUGUCCUACGAUAGGUAUUUGGCAGUGUGUAAGCCUCUGCAUUAUCAAUCAGUGAUGGACAUUCGCCUUCAAACCUAUCUCAUUCUGUGGCCUUGGUUUUUAGGGUUCAGCAUCCCACUGAUGACGGUCAUCUCUGUUAACAGUUUAGAGUUUUGUAGGCAAAACGUCAUAGACCAUUUCUUCUGUGACCUGGCUCCCCUUCUCAAACUAUCUUGCUCAGAUACAUCAGUGGUGGAACUUGAGAUGCUUGUGGUGUCCAUGCCUAUCCUUCCAGUGCCUUGUGUUCUAAUUCUUAUAACAUAUAGCUAUAUUGCUGUCACCGUCUUGAAAAUCUCUUCAGCCACUGGGAGACGGAAGGCCUUCUCCACCUGCAGCUCCCAUCUUAUUGUUGUUUGUACAUAUUAUGGGACAUUGCUGGCGCUCUACUUAGUUCCAUCUGGGAAGCACCUAAGCAACAUAAAUAAGACUCUGUCAUUGCUGUACACCGUCAUAACCCCGAUGUGUAACCCAAUCAUUUACACUUUGAGAAAUCAAGAAAUUAUGAUCAGCUUGGCAAAAUUGUUUUCUAAAUUUAGGUCAACAAAAGUUGUAUAA